AUGCCGCACGAGAUGGAGGAGAAUGGUGCUGAGGUCUCAGAUGUCAUGUCUGAGAACGAGGACGACGAGAUCUAUCUCAAAGACGAGAAAAUGACGGACCAAGACGGCAACACCAUGGUCAAGAAGAAGUACGACCCAAAGGAUCCUCUGCGACCCAGGAGGAAGAAGGCAAGACGAGCGUGCUUUGCCUGUCAAAGAGCCCAUCUGACCUGUGGAGACGAGAGACCCUGUCAAAGGUGCAUCAAGCGCGGCCUCGCCGACGCCUGUCAGGACGGUGUUCGAAAGAAGGCCAAGUACCUCCACGAUGCUCCUCCGGAGGCCCUCCGCCCGGUCCUAGGCCCCAAUUACAAUCCCACGCCCACGCCCACUCGACCCAACGGCCAUCGCCAGAACUCCAGUCAAUCAGACAACAUGUCGACCGCGGGCAGCACCUUCUUCUCUCAAGGAAGCACUACUUCGUUUCCAGUCUACUCGGCUGGCGGACAGACGCCGGUUGCCAUCCCGGAUGGUAUGAAUUUCAAUACCCAAGCUUCCCCGACGUCCUUCCAGGGCCCCUCGCCCACUGCCCAGGCCCCGAUGGGCAACAUCAUGCCCACAAACCCGAUGGACUUUAAUGCUCUGUUCGAUCCCAGCAACCCGGCUUUGUACAACUUUGAUCUUGAGGGUCUCAACUUUGGCAGUCAGUACGCCGGAUGGGAGUUUGGAAUCCUCAACAAGAUGGCACUGGGAGCCGAGACACCUCCUAGGGAGAACUCCAUUUCACAGCCUUCCACAACUGAUGCCAGCUACGCCGCUCUCUUUGCCAACGGCAAUGGCUCAUCUUACGACCACCCCAUGAUCGGUGCUGACUUUUCUGGAAUGGACCACAACAACCAAUCGUUGUAUGCUCAGGGUAACCUCCAACACGGGCUACCCCACGCGUUUGCCAUUGCGGCGGGUCCAACGAGCCUUCACAGCCCCAGUACAGACACCACAGCGAGUCCCCAUUCAGGAGCAGGAAUGGAUGGGUCGCCCAACCAUAACUAUGCCGGUAUCCCAGGGGUCGCUGCCGCCCCGCCCCGGCAAAGGCCAAAGCACACGAGGACUGGCCCUCAGUCCAUCCUGGGCAAGAGACAGCGAGACUCAGCCGCCAUCUAUGAGAGUGUCAAGGAACCGUACCCAUACACAGCCGGGUUCCACAACAUGGUUGCCGUUCUGCGGAAGCGCCUGCCAGGCAACAAGCUCCUAAAGAUUGCCAAGUCCCUUGGCGAGAUCCGCCCUUCAUUCAUCUCAUGCACCAAGGACCUGACUCGCCAGGACCUCAUCUUCAUGGAAAAAUGCUUUCAGCGUACACUGGUUGAGUACGAUGAUUUUCUCCAGCACUGCUGCGCACCUACCGUCGUCUGUCGAAGAUCAGGCGAAGUUGCAGCUGCCAAUAAAGAGUUUACCGCCUUGACCGGCUGGACCAAGGAUAUCCUUCUAGGCAAGGAGCCCAACCGCAACGUUUACAACCGUUCGGCCAACGGUACAUCCUCCCAAGAGAGAGAUUCUCAGGGUGAGAUGACAACACCCCGUCCGCAGAAUGCGACGCUGGACUCGGGCGUUGCCCGAGUCCAGCCCGUGUUCCUCGCAGAGCUGCUCGAUGAUGACAGUGUUGUGGAGUUUUAUCACGACUUUUCACAGCUGGCUUUCGAGGAUAGCCGCGGCAAGGUGCAGAGGAGCUGCCGACUGGUCAAGUACAGGCCGGAGCAGAGCCUCGAGGCUAAAGAGGUAUCCCCUCACAAGGAGGCUCACACGAGCAUCCUCAGCAACCGGGUCACCCGAAUUGACGGUGAGCAUGGUAUCUCCAGGAUUGAAAAGGAUGGCAAGGUGGAAUGCACCUACUGCUGGACCAUCAAGCGGGACGUUUUUGAUAUUCCCAUGAUGAUCAUCAUGAAUUUCCUUCCACGAUACUAUCCGGAUCAAGGACCCCAGCAACUCGCAGUGUAA
This is a messenger RNA of Ilyonectria robusta, 1968 nucleotides long. RefSeq lists its product as uncharacterized. The record is from RefSeq and is a predicted model, not a curated record. NCBI's taxonomy places the organism in Eukaryota, Fungi, Ascomycota, Sordariomycetes, Hypocreales, Nectriaceae. Gene Ontology annotation, biological process: cellular response to starvation; regulation of DNA-templated transcription. The transcript has 3 exons. Gene Ontology annotation, molecular function: zinc ion binding; DNA-binding transcription factor activity, RNA polymerase II-specific; RNA polymerase II transcription regulatory region sequence-specific DNA binding. Gene Ontology annotation, cellular component: nucleus. The coding region runs from base 1 to 1968 and encodes 655 amino acids.